AUGCCCAAUCAGCUCAUUAUUGGAAUGUAUGUUUGCCACUACAUUCACAGGUCUCUUGUUUAUCCAUUUUUAAUAAGAGGGGGUAAACCGACACCUUUCGUUUCAUUUGCCUUGGCUUUUGUUUUCUGCAUUUACAAUGGCUACAUGCAGAUUAGACACCUGAGCCACUAUGCGGUAUACCCCGAAGACUGGCUCACUCAUCCAUGUUUCAUCCUUGGGUCAUUACUGUGGCUGUGGGGCUGGUUGGUGAACAUGUGUUCUGACCAUAUUCUGAGAAACCUGAGGAAACCAGGAGAGACUGGCUACAAGAUUCCCAGAGGGGGAAUGUUUGAAUAUGUGUCAGGAGCUAACUUCUUGGGAGAAAUAAUAGAUGGUUCUUACCAGCAGGGCCUUUUCUCAUCACAAAUGGUACCUUGA
Messenger RNA from Knipowitschia caucasica, 417 nucleotides. Lineage: Eukaryota; Metazoa; Chordata; Actinopteri; Gobiiformes; Gobiidae. The record is from the annotation of a GenBank genome assembly.